Messenger RNA from Closterium sp. Yama58-4, 2418 nucleotides. The record is from the annotation of a GenBank genome assembly. NCBI's taxonomy places the organism in Eukaryota, Viridiplantae, Streptophyta, Zygnematophyceae, Desmidiales, Closteriaceae.
AUGCUCAACGGAAGGAAGCUCUACGGCUUCUCAACGCAUCGCCAGCCUUGGUCCAAUGAGAUGGAAAGAGUCGCAGUGCUGGCUGAAAAGCACGCAAGAGGAGACGCGGCUCGCGCCGUUCGCAGUGUUCGCAAGGAGAGGGUUCGGGUGGAGAGGCGAGCAGCAGCACGGAAAGCAGCAGGCGAGGCAGCAGUGGAAGCUGCCACGAAGGCGCUGCAAGGGCUGGUGAUAGGAGGGCUGGUAGGUGAGGAGGGUGGGAGGGAAAGGCGGGCAGUUGAGGCAGGUGACGAACAACCAGUUGUUGCUGCAAGUGAUUAUGGUGCAGAUGGUUCUGCUGCAGGGAAAGCAGAUAGGGCGGCUGAAGAAGAAAGAGCGGCUGAAGAGAAAAGUGCAGCUGAAGCAGCAACAAGGGCGAUGCAGCGACCGGCGAUACGAGGAGGGGUGUGUGGUGCGACUGGUCAGGUUACUACCACAGGUCGAGGCGAUGAAGGUCGGAAGGAGAAAGGUCCGAGAAGCUUCCCGCAGACCAACGAUGAGAAUGAGAGGGAGGGGUGGGUGAGGAGCCGAGAGGGAGCCCCUGCGGCGGUCCUACUCCGUCCCCCAGACCCUGGCCUACCUGUUCCACCUCACGACCAGCUCGCAAACCCUCGCGGUGGCUUGGUGUUUCUUUACCCUUCACAUGCACGCUCUUCCGACUCGGGUAGCCGAUCUGGCUCCCAGUCAUGUUUUCACGGUUGCUACGGCCAUUGCCAAGGCACCUCUCUUUGCUCGAACCGCUCACCUGCUCUCAUUGCGCGAUACGGGCUUUUGCCUUCCGUGCUGCUCUCUGUCGCUCCGUUGCCUUCUGGCUUCUCUCCUCGCCUCCGGUAUAAACCCUUCCUCUCGUUUCUCUUACGAUCACCCCUCGCAACCAUGGCUACGGAGCAUAACCCCGACCACGUCAUGACGGAGGGUCAGAUCCCUGUCGGUGAUGACACCCUCGAUGAGCUUGGGGAAGAAUUCCUCGAGGACCUUGCUGACGGCGCUCUGCCUGUGCUCAAUGACGAGGUCGCACACUCCGCUCCUGCCAGUAGUCACCCGUCCCAGUCGGGCGAACCGGCGGCGAAAAAGCUCUGUGGUGAGGGGCAGUCCUCUGCUGCUGGCCCCUCUGGGGUCGCUUCUGCGUCCACCUCGGCUCCACCGUCGAUUCCUCGUGCGAGCUCUUCUGGUAGCUCCGAUGCCACGGCUCCUGCGCUUGGCCGCGCGAUUGGUCCCUCUGCGCCUCGUCCGGCACCUGUUUCUCGCUCCCGACCCGUGCACCCGGAACCUGAACCUGAGAAUGCUGCGGCUGGUGCGGCCUCUGGCCUUGCUCCUAAUGUUCGCUUUCGGAAUCUGCGUCGCCACCGCACGACGGUCGGAACAACCCUGCACGCACUGACGCGGAACACGCAGUCACUGGUCGACGUGAUCUUCCCUGAAUCGUCCGCUGAGGAGGUUCGUGCGGCGGUGCUCACGCGCAUCGCAUCUCUCAUCAACGGUCAGGCUUUUAACGGUGUAAUCCCCUCUUACGAAUCGGCCACUGGUGAGGCUUUGCAGCGUCCCCGCCGUACCUACUCGAGGCAUUCCUUUUUCUGGUUGGCUGCUCAGGAUGCAAGGAUUUUUCGUUCCCUGUUCCCGAUUACUGUUCGUCUGGCUAACAACCGUGCAAUGGAGGUGAAAGUGUUCUCUGAUCCCAACCUGGAGUUCACGAUGGCCCGUGCCAGGGGCGACACGCACAUGGUACUCCGAAACGUGCCGCUGGGGUACUCUCCUGAACGCCUGCGCAGCACUCUUCUGGCUGGCGUGACCGACGCUGGGCAGCCUUGGCUCUCGGACAUCCGCCUGUUUCAUCGCCUCAAAGACCCGUAUGACGAUUCCGCAUACUCCCAGCUGCUCGGUCUGCCUGUGGCAGCAGAAGGUGACGUCGGCUUCGAACGCAUCCCCGCGGUUCUCUGGCUUCCGGGCCAGGAGGAUCCGGUGCUCCUGAACAUCUCGUCCCACUCCUGCUCCGUGUGUUCCAGUAACCACCGAGUGAAUGACCACGCCUGUUUCGCACUCACCCGCCCGGCACGUCUCCCCAAUCGUCACGCCAUCUCGGUGUCUCAGCUGCAAUCUGUCAACGGACGGCUGAUUGGACAGCAGCCUGCCCCUGCAGCUUUCAAGAAGGACCCAGGCCUUCUUCUCAUCGGAGUGGACCUCGACAUGGACGUCUGGACGUGCUCUCUGUGCGAUUUCACCUGUGGCUUGGCGUUGGACAGCGCUAUGUACCACAUUGCUUCAGAGACGCACCGCAAGCGCCUGCAGGAAUCGGCGCAUCUUCCUGCUGUCAAAGAGAAAUAUGGAGCCUGGAGGGUCUCCACGCUGCUGCAGCAUCAGAACAUCAGUGCCUUCCUGCAGUAG